CCAAUAUAUCCCCAAUACACACCUUCUAAUUCAGAUAAUAGCAAGGAGGAUAAAGUUACAGAAUCUAAACAAAAUGAAAAAGUCACUAUGCCAAACCUUUUUCUAGAAUCAGAUAACCAGUUAUUAGAAUUAUUAUCUCUAGCAAUGCGAAAAAAAAUUAUUGACCCAUCUACAAAAAAUAAAUGGCCCAAAUCACUUGAAUAUAUGCAGUGUAGAAUUGAAGAUAUAAUUAUUCCGGAUGGUCUUUAUACAACAGUGAUUCAGGAUAAUAAUUCAAAAAAUCAAACUUUCGAUUUUUCUACCAAGAUCAAUACUAAAGAGGAGCCAGUAUCUAAUGAGAAAAAAGAGUCCCAAACUAGAAUUCCAUUCCAAGAUUCAAAUCAUAUUAGGUAUGAAAAAUCUAGAAAAUAA
Molecule: messenger RNA, 411 nt
Organism: Dentiscutata erythropus
Lineage: Eukaryota; Fungi; Glomeromycota; Glomeromycetes; Diversisporales; Gigasporaceae
Source: the annotation of a GenBank genome assembly